Messenger RNA from Macrosiphum euphorbiae (potato aphid), 288 nucleotides. NCBI's taxonomy places the organism in Eukaryota, Metazoa, Arthropoda, Insecta, Hemiptera, Aphididae. The record is from the annotation of a GenBank genome assembly.
AUGUCUAUAGCCGAAUUCUUGGAUGGCAUGCCAUCAUUUGAUGAACGCAAUUUUUCCCGUUUCCAUUCAGACAAUGGUCGAAGCAAGCGUGUACCAGUUUACAUAACAACCGAGGACCAACCUUGCGACCAAAUUAUUGUUACUGACAAGUCAAAUUUAUUACUCCGGUAUUUACAUAACCAAUGGGAUAAAAAGCAUGGAGGUAAAAAAAGGGAAUGUGUUGAAACAGGCGAAGAAGCUGGCUCAUCAUCUAGAAAACGUCCAAGAAUAGAUGUACCUAUAUUGUAA